GCAAACAUAUUCAUUCUACAAUAUCACACCUUACUAUGUCGAAUCAGCCACCUACGCAACAACGCCCCAAUGUCGGCGCCGAACUCGGCGGCAUCUGGAAAGCCAUGAAUGGUGGCAAACAAUAUGUGCCUUUUGAAUCAGCGACACAAACACAGCCUCAACCCGCGGCAACUACACAAACAAGACCAACACAAACGGCAGACGAUUAUAUCAUGGCGCGGCUAUUAGCAGGACAAAACAAGCCCAAGAAGUCAUGGUACAAACGCGUAUGGAACGGCCUGAAACCUACCAAUGACAACUUUCACACCGACGCCGGCUACGCUCGCCCUACCAACCCAUGA
This is a messenger RNA of [Torrubiella] hemipterigena, 341 nucleotides long. Lineage: Eukaryota; Fungi; Ascomycota; Sordariomycetes; Hypocreales; Clavicipitaceae. The record is from the annotation of a GenBank genome assembly.